Molecule: messenger RNA, 2143 nt
Organism: Limanda limanda (common dab)
Lineage: Eukaryota; Metazoa; Chordata; Actinopteri; Pleuronectiformes; Pleuronectidae
Product: zinc finger protein ZFMSA12A-like
Exons: 6
Coding region: 51-1985 (644 amino acids)
Biological process (GO): regulation of transcription by RNA polymerase II
Molecular function (GO): DNA-binding transcription factor activity; RNA polymerase II cis-regulatory region sequence-specific DNA binding
Source: RefSeq, a predicted model, not a curated record
GUGCCCUGCCCCUGUCCUCACUGAGGCUCCUGGCUCCACCUCUGCGGGUGAUGCUGGCUGUGAUGUGGAAGGUGGUUCGUCAGAAGAGUGUAAAGCAUUACAUGAAGGUGGUGGAGUUUGUGUCCUUGGUAGCUGAGGCCAUCCCUGACAUAUUGACUGACAGACAGAGGAGACUGCUCACUCUGGGAUUAAGAGCAAAGAUGACUUUACAGAUGCUACGUUCUGAACAAUCAGAAGAUCUCAGACAUGUUACAACACACUUAAACAGCCUCCUGCCAACCAGCUCAAAACAGCUUCAGCCCCAAACUGAAGCCCUCGAAGACAACUUUGUCCGACUCAUUCAGAGACUUCUAGAUGACUCAAAGGGGAGAGAACACUUUCUCGAGAAUGUGUUUCCCGUGGAGUACGGCCCCAACUUUGAUACAGCACUGGAGACGAUGGUUUGUGAUUUCUUCACCCGGCUGGAAGAGCUUCUGCAUAUACCAAACUUUAAACAGACCGCAGUAUGGAUCGGUGAUACAUCCUCUGUGCUAGAAGAGCACAUGCAGUGUGUGACCACUACAGAUGACCUCAAAGUUUUGCUCAGAAGCAAGGUGCAUCAUGGUGAAAUGGCCAAGAUGGAUUCCAUUGGGCCCUCUCCGUCAGAGCAGCAGCUCUUCUUAUCGUUAUCUCUCCCUCCUUCACUGAGGGCAACCAAGGACAUGGAAUCAAAAACACAGACAUUUGAAAACCAAAGAGAGUCUGAGGCGACUUCUCCUCAGGCGGUGGGAGACACGAUGGAAAAGGAUAGAAGAUGGUCGUAUGAGAAUGAGACUCCGCAGAGCAGCACAGAACACACAACAGGAGAGAAAUGCAGUGACCGGGUUCCUGAUGUUCACAUUGUGGAGCAGUGUGAUGACAGAGCUACCUCUACAUCUGCUCAGAGCCCUGUAAUGUCUGGAUCUUUAAUCGGCCACCCUCGGCUCAGAGUUGCACAGAAAUGCAGUCAGUGUGCGAAGUGCUUCAUUUACCGUUAUGAGCUCCUGGAGCAUCAAAGACUGCACACUGGAGAAAACCCCUACAAGUGCUCUCAGUGCGGAAAGGCCUUCAGGAGGACGUCUGCCCUGUCCUCUCACAGACGGACACAGUGCACGAAGGCCGCUUAUAUUUGCAUCAAAUGUGGAAAUAGCUUUCAGUCUAUACAGGACCGAUUUAGACACCAGUGUAUUGAAAGUGUCCCGAAGUUUGACUGUUCUCAGUGUGGAAAAGGCUUUAAGAAAAUGUACCUGCUGGAUAAGCAUGAGCUGACUCACAGCCAGGACCGCAUCUUCAGGUGCAAACAGUGCAGUGAGGUGUACCCCAACAUGGGCGAGCUGCGAUCCCAUCAGAGGAAUCAUCCUCCCAAGCUGUCCCAUCAGUGCGUGCAGUGUGGGAAGGUCUUCAGCUCGGCUGCGUGUCUCACAGCUCACGAGCUGCGCCACAGACAGCAGAAAACGCAGAUGUGCAUGCGCUGCGGCAAGGCCUUUAAGAGCAAGCAUGACCUGAGUCUGCACAUGCGCAGUCACACAGGUGAGAGGCCUUUCCAGUGCACGUACUGUGGGAAAUGUUUCUCGGUGUCCGGAAAUCUCACCGUACACAUUCGAACUCACACCGGAGAGAAACCAUAUCUGUGCUCUGACUGCGGAAAGGCGUUUGUUUCAACCGGCGAGCUGCAGAUACACAGACGCACCCACACGGGGGAGAAGCCGUACAAGUGCACUGUGUGCGAAAGAGGAUUCACCAUGGCCAGUAAACUGACACUUCACAUGCGUGUUCACACCAGGGAGCGCCCGUAUGUCUGCUCUGUGUGUGGGAAAGGUUUUUCACGUGGCGGCGAACUGAAGAAACAUACCAUGAACCACACGGGGGUUAGACCCUACGCCUGUCAGCUUUGUGCAAAGACUUACACAUGUCUCAAUCACCUGAGGAGACACGUAAAGACUCACAGUGGGCUCCAGACCGCCUGAUCAUCAUAAAGCAUUUCUUUCAAAUAAAUGUUUUGACUUCAUGCACUGUGCGGAUUUUAUGUAUUGGCUUUAUUAUUUAUCACACUUAUUUAUUCAUCAUUGGAGUGAACAUCAUUUGCAAUCAUAUCUGCUGUUAAACAACAGUAUUUUGAAGUAAC